AUGCCUCGCGAGAACAGCUUCAGCGAUUCCGAGGGCCGUUCUCUCACUCCAGACCCCGAAGACGGUCUCGCGACCUCUCCAGCCUACCCCGGGCCCCCCGCCGCCCGUCCCAGCACCGACAAAACCAAUGCCCACUCUCCCAACUCGGAGGAGAAGAGUCCUCAGCACCGCCAGCUCAAAUGCGGCUACACAUCCCCCACCACGCCCUUCUCCACCGCCCAGCAGCCCAUCUUCCUAGCCCCCGCGGACCGCUUCCGCUCCGCCGUUCGCAAGGUGAUGGCCAUGCGCUCUAUGUCCUCGCUCUUCACACGCCGCGGUGUCGGUGCGGAGCCAGGGGCCGACCCGCGCUCGGCCGCCGCGUUCCUCAGCUACGGGCAUAUCCGCCAGCAGUGCACGAUCGAGGUGAACGACUACUCGACGAUGCGGACGAGCGCUAUGAGGAUGGACAAUACGGCGUUCUUGAAGUUCCUAGCGGAGGAGGGCGCGAGCGGGAGGAGGGAGCCGUGGGUGCGCGUGAGGUGGAUCAACGUCGGGGGCAUUAGCUGGGACGUCGUCAGCGCGCUCGCGCUCAAGUACGACCUGCACCCGCUCGCGCUCGAGGACGUCCUCCACCAGCGCGGCCACCCGCGCUCGAAGGCGGACUACUACCCGCAGCACCUCUUCGUUCGCGUCCUCGUCCACACCCUCGCCUCCGCCGCCGCUGAGGUAGACGACCGCGCGUCGGACGAUACUGCGGUUUUUUCCCGCGGCCCUCGUUCGGAGUCCCCCGCGCCCAUGGAGGACGAGGACGAGGAUGCGGUCAGAUUCCGGGUCAGUGCGCGCAGACCUAACGGUACCGGAGAAGACGAAGAAGAGGAGGUCGAGGGUGACGAGCGGACAGUGUACGGCAGCGCGAGCGCGUCCAAGUUCUCCACCUUUCGGCGGGGGAAGAGGCCCAGCGUCGGUCUCCGGCGACGCUCCGAGGGCCCCCACGACGUCGAGGUCCCCCCGCCCCCCGCUCUCGGGCAGUGGCGCUUCGCCGGCGUGGACAUGGUAGAGGAGAGCGGCAAGAAGACGGCGCGGUACAGGAAGCUGGUCAAGGAGCUCAAGCGGGGGGACCGGGUCGAGGUCAAGAUCCGCCCGAUGUGUGUCUUGCUCUUGAGGGACGGGACGGUGGUUUCGAUCCACAAAGAUACGACGCUGGGCCUGACGGCGCCGAUCGCAGAGCGACUGAGGCAGCGCAAUACGGUGCUGCGGACGAGCGCGGACCCGUCGCUGCUCGUCCAGUCCUUGCUUGACCUCGUCGUCGACCAAGCGCUGGAGGUCGUCGAGGAAUAUCAGGGUCGGAUCCUCAAGAUCGAGCAGCAGGUCCUGCUCAAGCCCAGCGUGCAGACCGUCCGCAGACUGCAUAUACUGCAGGGCGACCUGGUGCUGCACAAACGCACGCUCGAGCCGAUCAAGACGGUCAUCUACGGUCUCAGGCGGUACGACGUCGACCGUGCUCUCGCGCUGCGGGAUCCGAGCAGCGUCGAUGAGAAGGUGCCCGUCGAGGGGUAUAUGAGCCAUAAGGCGAAGAUCUACCUGGCUGACGUGCACGAUCAUAUGGAGUAUAUCUUGACGAGCUUGGACAUGGUUGCGGGCAUCACGGAGAAUCUGAUGAACUACACGUUCAACAUGGCGUCGUACGAAAUGAACGACGUGAUGCGCCGGUUGACGAUGGCGACGAUCAUCUGUCUCCCACUCACCCUCCUCACGGGGUACUUCGGCAUGAACUUCACCAGGCAGUGGUCGGUACACUCGCACAGCGACCUCUUCUUCUGGGAGGUCGCGAUUCCCGUCAUGCUCGCCGUCGUCCCCCUCUUCAUGUGGGCGGACAUACAGCGCAUGGGGCGUUAUCUGGAUAAGAGGUGGAGGCGGCGGAGGAUCAAUAAGGCGUUCAAGCGUGCGUAG
Molecule: messenger RNA, 1929 nt
Organism: Dichomitus squalens LYAD-421 SS1
Lineage: Eukaryota; Fungi; Basidiomycota; Agaricomycetes; Polyporales; Polyporaceae
Exons: 10
Coding region: 1-1929 (642 amino acids)
Biological process (GO): metal ion transport; transmembrane transport
Cellular component (GO): membrane
Molecular function (GO): magnesium ion binding; magnesium ion transmembrane transporter activity; cobalt ion transmembrane transporter activity
Source: RefSeq, a predicted model, not a curated record